Paramormyrops kingsleyae is the source of this 4524-nucleotide messenger RNA. RefSeq names its product DGCR8 microprocessor complex subunit (gene dgcr8). Gene Ontology annotation, cellular component: microprocessor complex. Gene Ontology annotation, biological process: primary miRNA processing. Lineage: Eukaryota; Metazoa; Chordata; Actinopteri; Osteoglossiformes; Mormyridae. Gene Ontology annotation, molecular function: primary miRNA binding; heme binding; double-stranded RNA binding. The record is from RefSeq and is a predicted model, not a curated record.
GUCAAUCACCAAGUAGCCGGCACUGGGCAGCGCACCAGCGGCGUUGAUGCAGCUGCCAAGAUGGCGGACGGAUACGGGAGGUGUUCGUCACUUGAUCUGAGCUGAAAAGUGACUUAAACAGAAAAAAGGAUCUGUUUUUAAACCUAGCUCCUGCGGAUGGUCCCGGAUGAUAGGCGGCAGGAACACGGCCGCCGUUUAAGCUGAGUGCAUUGUGAUUUCCAAUAAUUGAGACAGUGAUUCUAAAAAGCUGUCUACAUUAAUGAAAAGAACAAUGUAGUCAGCUUAGCGUAUUCAACACUGUACGUGACCAGUAGACAACACGUGUGUGUGUUUUGAUGAAUGGAGUUUAGCUUUGCAUGACACAAUAUUAGUCUAUACUGACAGUUUACGGUUAUUGUUCCUCUAGUGUUUUCAUCAUUUUGAGGUAUAAUAUUAGUUGUUUAAGCUGGGGAUGGAGACGAAACAGCCCCUACCUCCGCUACCUUUAGAAGCACCUGAGGCUGAGAAUGUGGAGAUCCUUAGCCUUACAGCACCUCCUCCACCUCCCCUGCAAACGUCCAGUGACGCAGAGGAAAUGGACGUUAGCUCUGGUGGUGAUGGACACACGCACACCCCAGUAGAGGACACGGAGUCCGCCAGCACGUUGUCGCUGCUCCUCACCAAGGGCUCGGUGUCCUUCAGCAGCCGUCUCCCAGAAGAGGGUGAGGCUGGCUCUCCCAGCCCCAGAACGGGCCGUCACGCGCCUCCUGUCACAAAGUUCCUCCCCGACCCCAAGUUGCUGAGGGACGUCAAGAUCAGCGUGAGCUUCACGGAGAGCAGCAGGAGCAAAGAUAGGACAGUGCAGUACACAGGGGUAGGCGAGGUCGCGGUCAGCCACGCUUCCGCGCAGGGUUCGAAUGGUGAGUUGCAUGAGGCCCCCGAGGCGGGAGCCGUCGGCGGGGAGGGCGUCAGUGCCGGCAGGCAGGGUGAGGAUGCGGACUCCGAGCUAGAGAACAGAGUGGAGUUUGCGGUUCUGGAUGAGCUUGAGGACUUGACUCCGAAUUUUCUGGAGGCUGAAGAUGGAGAGCAGGGCGGGUUCAGAUCUGAAGUCAUAGUUCAGCGGGAGCAAGCAGACAAUGAGGGCCUCGAUUACUCCUAUGAGGAGGACUUUGACAACGAUGUGGACGCCUUGCUGGAAGAGGGUAUGCCUGUUCCUAAGAAGAUGCGCCUCUCAGAGGACAAGUACGUGGGCGACAGUGACCACCAGUCUGAUGGGGAAGCCGGCGUCCAGCCCAUGAUGACCAAGAUCAAAACCGUGCUUAAGAGUCGCGGGCGUCCUCCGACGGAGCCGCUUCCUGAUGGCUGGAUCAUGACAUUCCAUAACUCUGGUGUUCCAGUCUACCUCCACAGGGAAACUAGAGUAGUAACAUGGUCCCGGCCUUACUUUUUGGGAACAGGAAGUAUCAGGAAACACGACCCCCCAGUCAGCAGUAUUCCCUGCCUGCACUACAAGAGGAUGAAGGAACAUGAAGAGAGGGAGCAGAACGGGGCCACGAGCCCUGACAGGGCGAAGGGCACAGACCCAGCAGAAGGGGCAAAGGAGCCGGACUCUGUGGCCCCAGAAGAUGCUUCUGCCGGGGCCUUGGGGGGCAACGGCGAAGGGGCCACGGUUGUUGGGAGUCUCCCCCCUGGGGAGAAGGAGCCACAGGCCUGUGAGGUGGCGCAGGGAGCACUGGGCCAGGUGAAGGCCAAGGUGGAAGUGUGCAAGGAUGAGUCUGUGGAAAUUGAAGAGUUCCGGCACUAUUUGGAAAAGUGCUUCGAUUUUGAGCAAGUGACCGUGAAGAAGUUCCGUACUUGGGCUGAGAGGCGGCAGUUCAACAGGGAGCUGAAGAGGAAGCAGGCCGAGUCGGAGCGGCCCAUCCUGCCCGCUAACCAGAAGCUCAUCACGCUCUCCGUGCAAGACGCCCCCACUAAGAAAGAGUUCGUCAUCAAUCCGAAUGGAAAGUCUGAAGUGUGCAUACUUCAUGAAUAUAUGCAACGUGUCCUCAAAGUUCGACCUGUUUACAACUUUUUUGAAUGUGAAAACCCAAGUGAGCCCUUCGGAGCUUCCGUCGUCAUUGAUGGAGUGACAUACGGGACGGGCACAGCUAGCAGUAAAAAACUGGCGAAGAAUAAAGCUGCACGAGCAACGCUGGAGAUCCUCAUCCCAGACUUCGUGAAGCAGACAUCCGAGGAGAAGCCGAUUGAAGGAGAUGAAUUAGAGUAUUUUAAUCAUAUCAGUAUUGAAGACUCAAGGGUGUACGAGCUAACCAACAAGGCCGGUUUACUGUCCCCGUAUCAGAUUCUUCACGAGUGCCUUAAGAGGAACCAUGGGAUGGGUGACACCAGCAUCAAGUUCGAGGUGGUCCCGGGAAAGAACCAGAAGAGCGAGUACAUCAUGACCUGUGGGAAGCAUACCGUGCGUGGCUGGUGUAAGAAUAAGCGUGUGGGGAAGCAGCUGGCCUCACAGAAGAUCCUGCAGAUGCUGCACCCCCACGUGAAAAAUUGGGGCUCCCUGCUGCGCAUGUAUGGCCGGGAGGGCAGCAAGAUGGUGAAGAAGGAGAAUUCGGAUAAAAGUGUCAUUGAACUCCAGCAGUAUGCUAAAAAAAACAAGCCUAACCUUCACAUCCUGAACAAACUGCAAGAGGAGAUGAAGAAGCUGGCCAAGGAGAGGGAGGAGACCAGGAGGAAGCCAAAAAUAACCAUCAUGGAGUCGGCUCAGCCUGGGAGUGAACCGCUGUGCACCGUGGAUGUUUAGCCAGGCGCUCCCAGCCAGUAUAUGCCGCGCUUAGCAGUGGUACCGCUGGAGAGUACGAAAGCCCAUCACGUUUACGUGAGCCCAGCACGGCCGGCCACGGCGCAGUGGCAGCAGAGCUGGAGCCGCCCCCUUCCGCAGAACCGUUGCCAACUCCUUAGUUUCACCUGUGUGUCGCUUUCAGCGUCAUUCUGAAAUGUCAUCAGCAUCAGCUUAGUCAUACUUCAGCUCUCCAUCAGCUCUUGUUCAUGUUGUCCUCCAUUGACCUACAGUGUAAUCUGGAGUGCUAAGAGAUUUUAUAUUAAUUGGUGGGAAGCCAAAAUAUUCCUAAUUAUUGAAGUUUUUUAAUAUUCUGGAAAAAUCUUAAAUUUUGAUGACGCAUGUCUUUAAAAAUGAACAUUGCUUGAUGCUUGUCAGUCCGCAUGAGGCACCCCCCACUACACUUGUAGCGAUGGAUCUGAAGGUCGUCUGGACCUGGAAUCAUGCUAGCGGUUUGUUGGCUGUCACUGAAGGUUCUCCAUCUGGCUUUCUCCUAGCAUAGCAUCUUUGGAGCACAAUCUGUUUACCAGUCGCUGGUACAUGCGCUUGUCAUGGCUGCUGCUGUAUAUAGUUCCUGUUGUGUAUGUUUAAAUAUGGCUAUGAGAAACUGCUGUUUUGCCUUUGGAUCGACCAGCUGUAGCACCCACCACCAAUAAACCUUUGGCAUUAGCAGUAGAGAUGACACCACAGUCCUUUCCAGUGCUGCUGAAAUGUUUUCUCAUUUUAUGGGUUGUUUUAUUCCUUGGUCCUACAACCCAUAAACACAAUGGUUGAGAGCACAGUAGUCUGAACAAGGGCAUAGUUUAUUCAUAUCAGAUUUUUUAUUCUACUAACCAAUUAUACGCCCAAGUUUUCUUGCAUUUAACCAUUUGUUUUUAAUAUAUCUAGAUACCACUAAAAGUUGAUGCUGUGUAGAUUUCAGUGUUUUGGAAACCAACAUUUUGAUUUCGUAUUUUUUUUUUUUUGUUGCUUUAAAUAGAAGUUGGUCUGUUUAAAUUGUGAUUAGUUGCUUUUAAACUUGAACCUACUAAAAGAAGCUCUUAAUGUCUGCUGUGUGGGUGCGAGGAAGGUGUGUGCGAUUGAUUAGUGAUGGUGAUGUUCUGACAAAACAGCCUUGUAGUUUGUGCUGAUUGUCGUGUCAGUCAUUAGAUUUAUAUGCAGUCCCUGUAACAGUGCGUGCAGAUUGUGAACAUUUAUAUAGGACAUUGGAAAAUUAAAUUUCUACUAAAAUGAAGGAAUCUCUUACCUCGAACAAAAUGUCAGUCCAACAGUUGACGUGUGAACCAAAGUGUGUAAAUAUACGCUCUUAUGCAUUUUUAUAAAGUAAUACUGUAGACUGCUGCAUAAAAUCCAGAUUAGACAGAAGACGCAAUAAGUGCUGGAUCUGAAACUGCUGUGGAGUGUCGCCAUGUGUGAAGUGUUCUUGUGUGCUUGUUGUCCGCGUAUGCAGCGUUUGCUACUUGUCCGGCGGAAGAGAGCUCCCUAAAGAAUGUGCUUUUCAUGUUGCCUGUCUGGAGGGAAGGUUCUCCUUUUUGUUUCAUGAAACGUGUUGAUCGGCAUAAACUGACUUGUGGGGUGGGGGGAUGGUGUGUCUUAUGGCUGUGGAGAGUAAUGCGCUGACGAUCACGCUAAGAUGGAGCACAUCCUGUCAUGUGACUUAAGGUGACUUCCCAGUGAAAUGUUUAUGCAAAUAAAACUUGUCUCGAACAACA